Carcharodon carcharias (great white shark) is the source of this 1332-nucleotide messenger RNA. RefSeq names its product protein kinase C and casein kinase substrate in neurons 1b (gene pacsin1b). The coding region runs from base 1 to 1332 and encodes 443 amino acids. Gene Ontology annotation, molecular function: phospholipid binding; protein binding. The record is from RefSeq and is a predicted model, not a curated record. Gene Ontology annotation, cellular component: plasma membrane; endosome; cytoplasm. The transcript is spliced from 9 exons. Gene Ontology annotation, biological process: regulation of endocytosis; plasma membrane tubulation; cytoskeleton organization. NCBI's taxonomy places the organism in Eukaryota, Metazoa, Chordata, Chondrichthyes, Lamniformes, Lamnidae.
AUGUCAGGCUCAUACGAUGAAUCCAGUGGAUUAGAGGAAACGACUGACAGUUUCUGGGAGGUUGGGAAUUAUAAGCGCUCUGUGAAGCGUAUUGAUGAUGGUCACAGGUUGUGCAAUGAUCUUAUGAACUGUGUCAAUGAACGGGCUAAGAUAGAGAAAUCUUAUUCUCAGCAGCUGACUGACUGGUCUAAAAGGUGGAAACAACUCAUUGAGAAAGGACCACAAUAUGGCACUCUGGAGAGAGCCUGGAUGGCGUUGAUGACUGAGGCAGACAAAGUAAGUGAGCUACACCUGGAGGUGAGAAAUGCACUGACCAGUGAAGAUUUUGAAAAGGUCAAGAACUGGCAGAAAGAUUCCUUCCACAAACAGAUGAUAGGGGGCUUCAAAGAGACCAAAGAAGCCGAAGAUGGAUUCCGGAAAGCACAAAAACCCUGGGCUAAAAAGCUGAAGGAGGUGGAAGCAGCCAAGAAAGCUUAUCACCUAGCCUGCAAAGAGGAAAAGAUGGCAGCUACAAGGGAGGCAAACAGUAAGGCAGAGCAGUCAGUCACUCCCGAGCAACAGAAGAAACUACUAGACAAGGUGGAGAAAUGUAAACAAGAAGUACAGAAGACAAAAGAGAAAUAUGAAAAGGCCUUGGAUGAAUUGAGUAAAUGCACACCGCAGUACAUGGAGAAUAUGGAACAAGUGUUUGAACAGUGCCAGCAAUUUGAGGAGAAACGACUGGUUUUCUUCAGGGAAGUGCUUCAGGACAUCAAAAGACACCUAAACCUCACCGAGAACAACAAUUACACCAACAUUUACCGAGAGCUGGAGCAGGUAAUCCGGAUUGCAGACUCACAGGAGGAUCUAAAAUGGUUUAACAGCACACAUGGACCUGGAAUGCCAAUGAACUGGCCUCAGUUUGAGGAAUAUUCUCAAGACAUGACUCAUACAGUUGCUAAAAGAGAGAAAGUAAAAAAGGUUAAUGAAGGUGUUACUAACAUCUCACCAGGAGGAGAGCAGGUGACACAGGCUGUAGACCGGGGCAGUGUGAGUAGCUACGAGAAGAACCAGGCAUACUCUGCCGAAUGGUCCGAUGAUGAAACAAAUAACCCUAGCACAAAUGAUGCUAAUGGAGGAGCAAAUCCAUUUGAUGAGGAAGUAUCUCCCACCCCUGGUGUGCGAGUUCGCGCGCUGUAUGAUUACGAGGGGCAAGAGCAGGAUGAACUGAGCUUCAAAGCAGGUGAUUUCUUAACAAAGAUCGAAGAUGAAGAUGAGCAGGGUUGGUGCAAAGGACGUCUGGAGAAUGGACAGCUUGGCUUGUAUCCAGCUAAUUAUGUAGAGGUUAUCUGA